Molecule: messenger RNA, 1227 nt
Organism: Penicillium angulare
Lineage: Eukaryota; Fungi; Ascomycota; Eurotiomycetes; Eurotiales; Aspergillaceae
Product: cysteine protease ATG4
Exons: 5
Coding region: 1-1227 (408 amino acids)
Molecular function (GO): protein-phosphatidylethanolamide deconjugating activity
Source: RefSeq, a predicted model, not a curated record
AUGACUGGGGUAGAUCUGGAAAAAUGCAAGCGCAUUGUCCAGUAUUUCUGGGAUCCUGAACCCAAAAAUGAUACAGCACCAGAGGCACCGAUCUGGUGUUUAGGUCAACAAUAUACCCCCACAACACAGGACCCAGAGAACAAUGAUACAGACAAGCAUCAUAGCACCGACCAUUCAAUAAAGACACCGCCUAACGCGACCAAGAAUAUAUGGCCCGAGGAUUUCUUGAUCGACUUUGAAUCAAGACUGUGGAUGACAUAUCGCUCCAACUUCCCUCCUAUUCCCCACAGUCAUAAUCCCAAUGCAACUUCUUCGAUGACGCUAGGCGUGCGCCUGCGGAGCCAGCUCAUGGAUUCCCAAGGCUUCACCUCCGACACAGGUUGGGGUUGCAUGAUUCGAUCAGGACAGAGCCUAUUAGCAAACACACUGUGUAUCUUGCUCCUAGCUUGGCGAAAAGGCGAUCAGCCCAAUGAAGAAUCGAAGAUAUUGGCUAUGUUUGCAGAUCACCCCGAUGCGCCGUUUUCAAUACACCGAUUUGUUCAGUGCGGUGCCGACUCGUGUGGAACUCACCCUGGGGAAUGGUUUGGACCAUCAGCAACAGCUCGAUGCAUCGAGAGUCUGUCUAAUCACUGUGAACAACUCAAGCUGAAUGUUUAUGUGACCAAUAAUACAUCGGACGUCUACGAAGAUCAAUUAACACGGCUAGCCUACGACCAAACGGGCCACUUUCAACCAACUCUUAUACUUUUGGGAUUACGAUUAGGGAUCGAACAGGUUAAUCCAGUGUAUUGGGAUGGAUUGCGAGCAGCAUUAGGAUACCCACAAUCCAUGGGCGUCGCAGGUGGACGUCCAUCGGCAUCACACUACUUUGUUGGAGUUCAAGAUUCCCACCUGUUCUUCCUUGACCCCCACACAACGCGCCCCACACUUCCCUAUCCCACGUCAAAUGAAAAAUAUACCCCAGAAGAACGAGAUAGCUAUCAUACUCGUCGCCUCAGACGUAUUCAUCUCAAAGAUAUGGACCCGAGCAUGCUAAUUGGAUUCUUGAUCAAGGAUUUGAAUGACUGGAACGACUGGAAGCAACGAGUCCAAAAUACGCCCGGAAAAUCAAUAAUUCACGUUAUCACGGGAGAAACCAAAUUGGAUCAGACAGUUGGCCGAGAAGCAGCGGUAGACGAAGUCGAGGCUUUGGAUGAUUCCGAUGAAAUGGGAGAAACAGAUCUGUAG